Messenger RNA from Anarrhichthys ocellatus (wolf-eel), 1633 nucleotides. RefSeq names its product G protein-coupled receptor 146 (gene gpr146). The transcript has 2 exons. The coding region runs from base 306 to 1307 and encodes 333 amino acids. Lineage: Eukaryota; Metazoa; Chordata; Actinopteri; Perciformes; Anarhichadidae. The record is from RefSeq and is a predicted model, not a curated record. Gene Ontology annotation, cellular component: membrane. Gene Ontology annotation, biological process: G protein-coupled receptor signaling pathway. Gene Ontology annotation, molecular function: G protein-coupled receptor activity.
GUAAAGUGUGCAGCGGACAGCCCCCUUUCAGAACAAGCCUCAUCGAAAAGUUGAGAGAUGAAGUCAGUCUUCACCGUAACGCAGUAACGCGGUUCCUUUUUGCUGGUGUUUAGGCGUUAAGAGCGCGUGGAGUUGCCGAAGCGAGUAUUUUAGGAUGCGUGUUUGUGAAAUGAAACGACUGAGAAAUGCCAGUGGAAAUGCAAACGUUACAUCCAGACCCAAUGCCACCGUAGGUUUGUCACCGAGCCAAAUCUAUACGUUUCUGGCGACCCAUUGAGAGACCUGACCCGUGUGGGAGCCCAGCGAUGUGGCUCUGCACGGCUUACAAUGAGACGGACACCAGCGUGGACUUCCGGCUCUGCCAGGACUUUGGCCUCAUCCUAUCCGUGUUCUCCCUCAUCUACCUCCUGGUGUGCUUCCCAUUGGGGCUGUGCUACAACGUGCUGCUGGUCGUGGUCAACCUCUCCAACAAGGUGUCCAUGACCAUGCCGGAUGUUUAUUUCGUCAACAUGGCCAUCGCGGGCCUUGUGCUCAACCUGGUGGCACCCGUGGAGCUGCUGAGCUCCACCUUCACCCGCUGGCAGGCGUGGGAGUACAACAACGAGGUCUACAUCACCCUGCUCAUCCUCUUCAACGUCUCCUCUCUGGUCAUCAUGUAUUCCACCACGCUGCUCAGUCUGGACUACUACAUCGAGCGGGCGCUGCCGCGUACCUACAUGUCCAGCGUGUACAACACCAAACACGUGUGUGGGUUCAUCUGGGGCGGCGCGGUGCUCACCAGCUUCUCUUCGCUGCUCUUCUACGUGUGCAACCACAUCUCCACCAAGAUGGUGGAGUGCUCCAAAAUGCAAAACAAGGAGGCAGCGGACGCCAUCAUGAUGUUCAUCGGCUACGUGGUUCCAGCUGUGGCCGUUCUUUAUGCCUUUGUGCUCAUUCUGCGCAUCAGGAAGGAGUCCACGCCUCUGGACCAGGACUCGGCUCGCUUGGACCCUUCUAUCCACCGACUGCUGCUCGCCUCGGUCUGUGUACAGUUUGUACUGUGGACCCCGUACUACAUGACCCUGUUGGUACACACUGUAGCCGGUGCACCGGGGUACAUUAGCAACGCACAUUACUUACCGACAUAUUAUUUCUUGAGGUGUGUGUCAAAGCUGCUGGCUUUCUCCAGCAGCUUUGCGAUGCCGCUCAUGUAUCGGCAGAUGAACAAAAACUUCUCCAACAAGCUUCAGCGGCUGCUCAGGAGGCUGCACUGCAGAGACCAGUCCUGCCCUCAUGAACGCUCAACAGUGCAGCAAGUGGUGACGUGAGACCCCCCGCUCCCCCCUCUUCAACCUCUUGGCGUAGCCAGCACUUAUCUCCCCACUACGGAACCAGUAUCUGAGUGAGCUCCCUCGCUGCUCUGGAACUGUGUUAAGAGCGACGUAGCUAACUGUGGAAUUUCCUGUCACCUUCCAGAACUUGAUCUGAUCUAUCCAGGCUCCGCAGUGAGAGGACAAACCAAGCAAAAACCACUAAGUGCUGUUAUUUUUGUGGUCACUGAGUGAAGCUCUCCACUGAGAUACUUGAGCGUCUAGUUUGUGGGCGGUAAAAUGGCACAAUCAGCUGAUAACUACCCAGCGUUUCACACACACAA